AUGCCUCGUCCUAAUAGCCUGGAUUUAUCACAUCGAAUCUGCUAUGUCCCUAAUAUGUCACUUAGACUUAUAGCCCAUGGGAGUGAUGGCAGGCUGCGAAUCCUUUUUGACGGGCCCGAAUUCAUGGCCUGGCGCGGUAUUUGGGGAAGUACUGUGUUCUUCAAAAGGCUCGAAUAUCGUAAAUUGCGAUCUGGUGUUCAACAUGAGUUCAUACUCCUUCGAGGUCUCUCCAAGUCCAAGAAUUCAAAUGAACUGCGUCAAUCCACAGUGCCCCCGAAUCUCUCAAACUCAACUUCUUCUCCAGCCACUACAAACUCUAAUCCCAUUUGGUGGACAAACGUCCCCGACAAUGUUUACGAAUACGUGUUAAAGUUCGAGCGCGAGGCAAGCCCAGAGCAUCAACUGAACGCGCUCGUACGAACUGAAGCCUACGAUUAUGUCGAUUUCAAAGAGUUUGCAUACCUUAGUAGCAAUGAGCGAAGCUCCACUGUUGAGCUCGCUAUAGAGUUCCCAGAGCCAGUUGCGCUUGAACAAGUCAUCAAGAUCUCCGCCAGCAUAUCCAAACAUCAAGACGCCCAGUUGUACACCCUGAGUCAAUUCAAUUGCUUCUUCUAUUGCUGGAAUAUUGUCGCUAUACUGCUUCGGCUACAUGUCGAUUGGGCAAUCGCACUACGAUCUGAUGCUACGACAACCACUCAGCUACUUACCGCAAGGAUGGUCGAACUAAGCGACACUCAACGCACUAGACCCGGACCUAGAAACUUCAGAGCCAAGGCCGCCCCUGAACUUCGGCCAAAUCUAGCUCUGCUCCUUGCAGGGGAAUAUAGUCGCAAUGGACUGCCAGCUGACUCCCUUGAGCGAAAGUUUAUCAAACGGUGCCAAGAUGAAAUCGAGAAUUCAUUUAUGUUCCGAAAAAUCCUGGAUCUCCUUCAGCUCCCACAUAGGUUUCCACUGUGGAUUCGUGAUGACAUAGGCGUUAUUCGCGACCAUGUUAGAGAACUUUUACAUAAACUUGCAGAUUUAACGAUUGGCCUGGCGAUUGAAGGAACAGAAGAGUCCACUAUCAGUGACUUGUUUUUGCAUGACCGGCACAUAGAGGGCCUGAGGCCAGAAUGGAAGGAUAGAAUUGAGAAGGAGGUUAAUAAACUAAUCGAUAUAUAUCUCAAUAGGAUGUGGAGCGCUUUCGGCGAAGCACUAAAACAAACAGAAGCUGCCAAUCGUGCGGGACGGUUUGUAGAUUCGAAAACAAUGCACCGCCGUUCCAAUGCACUCCAGCGCAUCGGCAACUCCCCUCUUAUUCUUCGUGCCCGCCUAACUCCAGUGGGACUUCGGGCUGCAUGGAAUGCAGCACAACUGCGCGCGUCCCUUAACCCUAUCGAAUCACCUGUUUUGCCCCUUAUUAUGCUAAUGAGAACGCUGAAGGAUAUUCCAAACCAAGUUCAGCACGUCUCAGGCAUCGCUGCUAACUUCGUAUCUGUUCUAUCCAUGAGGCGUGAUGUAGCUAUGAACGAGAUGGAUCAAGUCAGGGCUCAAACUAAAAAAGCCAAAUCUCGGCCCCAGCCUCAAGCUCAGCUUCAGUUCCCGGGUCAGUUUCAAGCCCCAGCCCAAGCCCAGGCCACAACUCUGCCCCCGUCCAGUGUCAACAUGACUAGAGGUACAAACCCACUGAGUCUAGAAAGGUCGAAUGUACUGGGAAUGAUGUCAGACAUUAAUCUCAUGCAACCGGAGCUCGAAGACCAAGUGGUUUGCGAACUCGAAAAGUCUAUCAAAGACCUAGCUCUCACGGAUCCCAAAUGCAGCAUGCAUGAACUUCGAUUGGUCACACUCGAAAUGUUAAUAUGUCUCAAAGAAAAAGGAAAGAAGAUAAACUUUGGAUUACCCUUCCAGAGUAUCUGGAAAAUAUGCUUAUGGUACUGCCUUGGAGAAGAAAUCACCAAAGUGCUCGAGGAAGCGGCAGAGCGGCGACUGGGAAACAGGAUUCGAUGUUGGUUGCGAAAAUCUAAAAGCGACUCUCGUGGGGAAGAGCAACCCAUGUUGGUCUCGGAGAUCCACACCUUUAUUCACGAAAGGAUUAAGAACCUAAGCGAAAUGAUACAUAACCAACGAGGACCCGGGGCUCCUGAAGCCUGUCGGAAAGAGAUAGAAAAUGCCAUGGAUACAGUGUGGAGAGGGGUUAUAGGGAAAGAUAUAAGCGUAGAAGUACCAGGAGAACAACAGGAUAGACAUUAG
This is a messenger RNA of Rhizoctonia solani, 2229 nucleotides long. RefSeq lists its product as uncharacterized. The coding region runs from base 1 to 2229 and encodes 742 amino acids. The record is from RefSeq and is a predicted model, not a curated record. The transcript is spliced from 3 exons. Lineage: Eukaryota; Fungi; Basidiomycota; Agaricomycetes; Cantharellales; Ceratobasidiaceae.